Molecule: messenger RNA, 1122 nt
Organism: Varroa destructor (honeybee mite)
Lineage: Eukaryota; Metazoa; Arthropoda; Arachnida; Mesostigmata; Varroidae
Product: troponin I-like protein
Biological process (GO): muscle contraction
Cellular component (GO): troponin complex
Source: RefSeq, a predicted model, not a curated record
UUCCUCCUUAACCGCUUCGCAUUGGUAUCGUUGCCACCAGCUAAUACCAUCUAGUUGGUCAUCGCUUAGGAAGCGUGUGAGUUCCUCCUGUUUCGUCUCAGAGGCUAGCCAACCUCCAACAGCCAUUAUGCCUGAAAUGUCGGAAGAAGAACAGCGGAAGAUGGAGGAGAAGGAGAGGAAAAAGGCCGAAGUCAGGAGGCGUCUUGAGGAAGCUUCGAAAGCUAAAAAGGGCGGCAAGGGCGGUUUCAUGACCCCCGAAAGAAAGAAGAAACUCAGGGCACUGCUGCGUAAGAAAGCCGCAGAAGAACUUAAGAAAGAGCAGGAGCGCAAAGCUGAGGAAAGGAGGAAGACCAUCGCUGAUCGUUGCGGUCAACCAAAAAAUGUCGAUUCUGCUAACGAAGCCUCCCUGCAAGCCAUCUGCAAAGAAUACCACUCAAGGAUCAUGCAAAUCGAGUCCGAGAAGUACGACCUGGAGUUCUCUGUCAGACAAAAGGACUAUCAGAUCAACGAGCUCAACAUCCAGGUGAACGAUCUUCGUGGCAAAUUCGUUAAGCCUGCCCUCAAAAAGGUAUCUAAGUUCGACAAGCUCAAAGUCAAGAGCCAAAAGGAAGAGGUCGAUUUCCGUGCCGGUCUUAAACAAGUCAAGAAGGACUUCAAAGAACUCACCGAUGAGGGCAAGCCGGCUGAGAAGCCUCAAUGGGCCCUGGGUGCCGGGAAGAAAGAUGCGGAAGCCGCCGAGGCUGAGGAGUAAAGGUCGAUUAGGAGAAAGUUUGUUGACAAAGCUGAGGUCUUCAUCACGACUUCCUAAUGUCUUAUCCGCGACUGCGUAACUUUUCCAUCAUACGAUCAAAAUAUAUCGAAUCCAACUGCGAUAUCCAUCUAGUGUCUUGCCAAGUCCAUCAGGACACACCGGACAAUUUCCAUUGUACAUCUAACAAAUAGGCUUCAGAUAUUGCCAACAAAUGAAUAGAAUAAAUGUUCGCUCCGCGUUCGUAAUGCCUGGAAAUAUCACGUGAGCGAAUUCCGUCGUUUUAGCGAGGACCCAGAUUUGGACCUGAGCAAAGCUAUAGAUGGCCAUUUGUCAUUUAUAUGUUAAUAAAUUAAUAUAUUAAUAAAAAAAUA